UGGAGGAGAUUGGAGAAGCGAAGAUGUGCUAAAGAAAACUUUCUCAUUUUCUGGUCUGGCAGUUUAAAACUUGCUUCUGGAGGAGAGAGCAAAUCUCGUGACUUUUAUUUUUCGUCUCUCUCCCUUCCCUUCCCCCGCUCCAUAAUUGACGUUUCUCUCCCCCCACGGUGUUCCCGGGGCCUGGGUCUCGGAGUGGUCCCGGCGCCGGCGUGCGGGUCCCAGAUGUGUCCUUCUGUCCCUGGGCUCCGCACUCUCCGUUACGCUCGGAGCAGGCGGGAGGAGAACCGGGAGCCGAGAAUCGGGAGCCGAGAGCCGAGACCCAGACAGGCGUGUCCUGGAGUUCUAGGAAAGGCCUGGUCCAGCAGAAUCUGUCUUCAGGAGUACCUGCAGAUCCUAAUCAGGUGACCUAUGUUGCUAUGAAGAAAGGAAUCAGAAAUGACUGAUGUACAGCCCGUGGUCACAGAUUUUUCGUCUUCAGGAAGGGCAGGUCGUCGGAAUGCCUUACCGGACAUCAGGGGAUCUCCUGGUAGUCCUGGAUCAUCAGAACUGCCUAAAAAGCUAGAAAACCUCAACUUGUCACAAGAUGAUCCAACAACAGGUGAAGCGGGCAAAAGCAAUGCGGAAAAUACACCAGAUGUGAAAAAGGGAAGCUCGUAAACACUAGGAAGUUCUAGAUUUGUAUAUGCAGAGGGAGAUACUAAUGGCCUUCUGGUUCUGCUUUACCUAAAUCCCAAGAUCUGGUAGUAACUAUAGUGACAACUGCAGGUCUGUGCAACAUAUCUGUGUUUGGAAAACUAUGAUGUGAAUCUACUUCCUUAGAUUUCUGCACCAAUUUCUACUGUAGGUCAUGCAAAAAGCUAGCAAUCUUCAACUGGCAACCAGUAAAGAUGGGGAAAGAAUAUGAGACUUUUAACAUCUGUAAUUAGGUAUGAUGCCUGAGAUGAACCCAAUUAAAUUGACUUUCAUGUUCUAAAAUAAUGAAAACAAAAUGCACUAAUUAAAAUCACUGAGUAAUUUAUUUUUUUUCUCAUUUAAUAUGUAGCAAGAAAACAAUGACAACAUGGAGUGGGGAGAGGGACAGAUCAUUAGGACCACUGUAUUUGAAAACCCAUCUCUGCAAACUUUAUACAGACAUCAACAAUUUAGCAGCCUACAGCUCUCUCUGAUGGCAUGGUGUAGUGGCUAGAGCAGCCUUGAAAGUAACAUGACCUAGGUUCAAUUUUACCUCUGACACACACUGACUAUGGGACCUUGAUAAAAUUACUUAACCUCUCAGUACUACUAGGCAACUGUCAAAAGUAUAGAUAAAUUUUCAAUCUGAAUUGGUACAGGCAGUUUCCACACCAGGAUUUCCACUACACCAAUGAAACUAAAGGUUCCAAGUCUUCCCUCCUUCCUUCUCCCCCGCCCCCCAAAGAAAGAACUAUGUAAAAGGAAUAGGAGGAAGAAAGUAAAAAUUUACAGUAAAGAAAAAUUUCCCCCAAGAAUGGACCAGAUCUUUUUCUUAACUGUGAAAAUGUUUUGAAAAGUUGUAAACAUUUCAGCAAUUUGCAAAUCUCUGAGCUCUCUUUUAAUCAUCUUCUGCUUAAUAUUAUUUUGUGCAAUUUCUGGGUUGGGUUUUUUUCCAUGUAUCCUUGAAAGUCAAAAUUUGUAACCAACUUACUUCAUUUGAACAUGCAAAUUAAAAUCAUUGCAUCUCCUUUGUCUAGUUCUGUAUUUUCUGUCCCUCUUUGAUAUCCCAAGGUAUAGCCAUCUGAUGCUCCUGAGGCCAGCACUCAUGGGACUAUUUAUUUCCUCCUAAGUGCUUUGCCUAGAAUUAAGUUAAACUAACACUAUGAUAGUAGUAGGGCUUUGGUUGGGGCAUUUAAUUGGAACAUUCAAGUGUGGUUAAAAAAUGGCAAGUCAUAACCCUAGAAUUAUUAAGGGGGUUUGGGGAAAAGUAUUAGCAUGCUUUUCCAUUCAAUUAUACUUUAAAAAAUAAAAACAGUUUUAAUUAAAAUCACUAAUUAUAAACAUAAAGCUUGAAGUACAUAGUCCUAAAGUAUGAUUUAUUCUGGAAACCAACCCCUUACCUUUCUCAUUAUCUCACUGUUAUUUGUUUUCAUUCAUUGCUUGGUCUAAUCCUGGUUUUGAUCUGACCCUUCUUUGAUCCUCAGAUGUG
Messenger RNA from Dromiciops gliroides (monito del monte), 2161 nucleotides. It is a transcript of the gene PKIB, whose product is annotated as cAMP-dependent protein kinase inhibitor beta. The transcript is spliced from 4 exons. Gene Ontology annotation, biological process: negative regulation of cAMP-dependent protein kinase activity. NCBI's taxonomy places the organism in Eukaryota, Metazoa, Chordata, Mammalia, Microbiotheria, Microbiotheriidae. The record is from RefSeq and is a predicted model, not a curated record. Gene Ontology annotation, molecular function: cAMP-dependent protein kinase inhibitor activity. Gene Ontology annotation, cellular component: nucleus; cytoplasm. Bases 436 to 657 code for a protein of 73 amino acids.